AUGGUGGACCCGGAUUCAGUUACUAGAUGGAAGACAACGCAGGCUUCUAUUUCUACUCGACUUCGGACUCCUUUUGCUCGACUCCAUCGUAGCGAGAUGCAUAAGCUUGAUCGCAUCCGGCUGUCCAUGGCCGAAGCUGACAAUCCCUGGCCGACAGAGGACGCGCAGCUUUGGACACAGUGCUGUCAAAUUCUUGAGGACCCUGCCAAUCGGGAAAAGCUUGCAGCGUUAUGGAAAAAUGACCGUAAUGCAACAUUCGUCUUGAAGGUGAUAGCAACAGCUGAGAAAUACAGUUAUGCCCAGGCACAACAUGACGUGGAACAUCAUGUUGACUUCAGCCCGGAACACGAUUUCCUGGUAAAGCGAGUAGAAAAUGACUCUUGGACGUCGUCCUACAGCGCAGGCUACCUCGCCUCAUACGACGACACAGGCAGUAAGAGGGGAUAUGAGAUUCAUUAUGGCGACAAUAAGAGCUUGUCAAUUAGCGUCCAUGGACAUCAGUAUGGAAAAAGCUCCUACUACGCCCAGAAGGAAGGGUAUAUCGAAUACCGGGGGGAUUCAUGGUCUCAGUGGUUCGGGGUGGUGGUGGAUAGUGGUUCGGUGAUGGUGAAAGGAGGGUCGGUGAUGUCACGACAUGGUUCGUGA
Tremella mesenterica DSM 1558 is the source of this 645-nucleotide messenger RNA. RefSeq lists its product as uncharacterized. The transcript has a single exon. Lineage: Eukaryota; Fungi; Basidiomycota; Tremellomycetes; Tremellales; Tremellaceae. The record is from RefSeq and is a predicted model, not a curated record. The coding region runs from base 1 to 645 and encodes 214 amino acids.